Messenger RNA from Ixodes scapularis (black-legged tick), 5762 nucleotides. RefSeq lists its product as uncharacterized. Bases 521 to 3187 code for a protein of 888 amino acids. Gene Ontology annotation, cellular component: cell periphery. NCBI's taxonomy places the organism in Eukaryota, Metazoa, Arthropoda, Arachnida, Ixodida, Ixodidae. The record is from RefSeq and is a predicted model, not a curated record. The transcript has 11 exons.
CGAAACGACGCCAAGUUCGUUGGUCGGUUCGUGUUUCGAGCUCGUUCUUUAUUUGGUGCGCCUUUGAAAGUACGCGUUUGUUUGAGAGCGAAGAGAGAACAAAAAUGUUGCUGGCAUUAGACGGCGACGCCACGAAACAGCGGCAGCAAUGAGUUGUCCGUACCCCUCAGUGCUACUGAGUCGACUGUGUCAACAACCGGCGUAGGAUACCGACAGCAUUGAAUCGACCGUGACUGACCGACGCUUCGCAUUACGCAUUCCUGAGUCGGCAGCCAGAGACAUGGCCUCGAAAAAGAAACCAGAGAGCAACAGACGUCCCUACUUCAGACGGAGCGAGGCAUCCACGGCCCUCCUCCACAGGCAACGAGGAAGUGCUGCUGUUUCGGCGGGGGACAGCGCUACGGGGGGCAACCCCACCCGGAGCUUUUGUCCCCGGUGAACCCCGCCGAGGAUCCCCCGGGGAGCCCCUACAUUGAAGGGGCGGGCAGGGCAGGGACAACUUCGGGGGUGGCCGGCCGGGAUGCGCAAGGGUGCCGUAGCCCGCGGCCGGCUGCCCCGAUUCGAGACCGCACUCUUGAUCCUGGUACUCUUCGGGUCAUCAUCAUCUUUGGCGGCGGUAGUCCCCGAAACGACUACGACGGUUUCAACCGAGCCAACUGUUGCAAACCUCACGUCUACCCCCGUUUCAGCUGCACUGUUUCGAGGUCCCCCUGUAACCAGCGGCAGCUACUGGCUUCGGGGACCUCCGGAGUACAUUUCACUAUCCGGGGACAUUGUGGUCGAGUACGGACUUCCUUCGGUCGGAGGUCCGGCCGGCAGCGGUCCCGGAGGCCUCACGGCCCACGUCCUGGCCUUCAAGGACGACACGAUCCUGGCGAAGACGGACGUGCCUCGAAGAGGGGACUCCGGAAGGAUCGUUUUCGCAUGCGGCCUCGUUCACAAGGCGGGGAGGUACUACUUCCAGCUGGUCGCCGCCGAUGGGGAGACUGUGCUGGCGCGAUCGAAACAGGACACCGUCGUGCGCUGGCCGGAGGUGGUCAGUCACGUCCCGCUGAUCCUGGAGACGUACGGUUCGGACGUGGUAGUCACCUUCGAGUUUCCGUACCUGCGGUGCCCGCCGCUCCAGCAGGACAACUACGGCUUCACCGUGUCCCUGGUGUACCGCGGCACGCACUCCGAGCCUGAGUCCUGGUUCCAGGAGUCCGUGGUCGACCAGAAGGGACUGCCCAGUUGGGCUGCGCUUCGAGGGCAGGACGUCACGCUGGACUGCGAGGCGUUCGACAAGGCCGGAUUCUAUCAGGUCCGAUUAACCUGCGCCGACGACACGUCCCUGCCCGUCAUAUCCGAGAGUGUUCCUGUGCGAGUCGUCUGGAGUUCGCGGUACAUGCUCAACGUGGCACAGAGUCUCAUUGCCAGCUGCCACGACGGCAUCAACAUCGUCUACCGCUACCCGACCACUUGCAGCAAAGACCGCGACAAGGUACGCGUCUACGGUCUUCCUCGGACGUCGGGGGUGACCGGGGCGGCCCCGUCGGCGCGGUACCUGUUCGAGCGGCGUCUCCCCAAGGGCAAGCACGCGCUCACCCUUGGCUGCCACCUGUUUCCCGAGGGAUACGCCCGCUUCUGCUUCGUCUACGUUAGCGUCGCUCGCAACGGCGCCGUCUUCGAGCUCCAGAAGCAGUGCCGACCAUGGACGCUCGAACCAGGUGGCCGGGUUUCUGGCUGGGGAAACUGGAGCCAGUGGAGUUUCUGCACGGGCUCUUGUGGCCGGGGCACCCAGAGUCGCUACCGGCUCUGCGGUAUACCUGACGGAGUUUGCCGAGGCAGCGCCUUCGACACCAGGACCUGUUCUCUGGAACCCUGCCCUGAAACUACAUUAGCUCCCGAUACGACGACCACGACGCCCUUGUCGUCCACGUACUGUCUGUGUGGCUGCACCCUGUCAGUCUUCAGGAAAGAAACCAUCCGUUACUCAGCCUCGGCCCCAUGCGAUGGACCGGUGUCCUGGAUCUUCAAGCCCUUCUCGGCGCCCAGGAUAGUGGUACAGUUUACAGAAGUGCACCUUGGAAGCGAGCUCGAAGCCAUCUCUGUGAGGGACGGGACCUCGUCCCUCGGUGUUUUGCUCGCCUCCCUUCCUCACGAGGAAUCAUCCGUUGAGGACGAAGGCCCCUUGAGGAUUGCGUCUCUCUCCGGGCCAAUCAGGAUUGACUUUUCGCCAGCAAAUCGCAGCCACCCUCCUCCGGACGGUGACUCGGCAACUUUCAAGAUUUCUUUCUGGGAAGAUAACUCUACGCUGGACAGUUCUUCCAGGAGGACGUACCCUGGCGCGUCCCUGCUCCCUUCAUCCGUCCACGUCAUGCUCGCCUUCCUGGGGAGUGCAGUACUGGUGACGACGGCGGUCCUGGUUGUCGCCUACCGCAGUCGCUGCUGCUGCAACUGCUGGUCGGAACCUAGCCACAAAGACCGUAGCUUGGUCUCGGAGUCGCUGUGUUCGGAUGAGCUUGACCACCGCCCCACGGUUCGGCUCCUGGGUGUAGCUGGAUCCCUCACGUCCAUCUCGGAGGUUUCGCUCGAGGAUGAAGCUGCAUCGAUGGAGGGCCCCUUUAAGACUCCUGAGAAGUUCUCCGGCGAGAGUCCCGAAGACUUCAUGGACCAGGCGUGCCUCUUCAAGUCUGUCGGCUCUGUGUGCACUGCGUCAGUGGAGUCUACGCCAGUGCCCAAGAAGAGAGUUCCUGUGGCCACGGUAUCCCCACAACCACAGAGCCGGCUGAGCACGCCCCGCCCGCCGCUCAGGGACCAUCGGCACUUCAAGUCGCUCCUGAAACCCGCCGGGGACUCAGUCGAGUCCCUGGAAGGACGACAGAGCUCCUGCUGCUCGCGCAGAACCCUCAAGGUAGCUGCGACGACCAGCGGCCUGAGGGACAGUUCCGUUCCUUUGGCCGCCUCGCUGUCAGAGCUGAGCACGAGUGGCACUGAGGAUGGCUUCGAGUUGGACUACUAUGAUUACGGCUGUCACGACGUUCCGGGAUCGUUCUUCAGCGCCCAGGUGCUCGGAUGGCCGCCUUUCCUGCCCCUGCCUCCGGAUGAUGAACUGCUUGAGCUGCAGCUGCAGCAUUACACGUUGCCUCCACCCGAGACGGACUUGGUGGUCACCACACACGUUAACGAGUCUGAAGAAGAACAGUGACCAUGGGCUCCGCGGGGUCUGUAACUGACUUCAGCCUCGGAAAAGUAGAUGUGGUAUAGAGCGUGGGGCUGGCGUCUUCCCAGUCGUGUUAGCAGACGUGAGUAGCGCUGUGUGUCGUCGCGCCAGUAGUCAACAAGCACCUCAGAGAGCCUGAAGAGUGGAGGCGCUUGACUUCGGAAGUCUGCAACUGGUCACCAUCAGUGAGAUGCUAACAUCUGCUCGUGUUGUGAUGCAGGAGAUCAUGCCGCAAAGGACGCGACAUCUCUAUGACAAAGCGAUUUUUUUUUUUUUUAAGUUGCUUUGGGUCUGGCGGGGCAUUUUUGGCCUGGGCGACUUUUCUGCAACCAACAUUGGGACACCAAUAGGGUAGUUGUGCAUUCACAUCGUCAUCCCCUUUUCUUUGUAUAUUUGAAUUCCUCUUCUUAAUGUUGAUCAAAACCGAGAUACCGUCGUCAUCUUAUCACAUUUCUGCCUAAAUGACCUCGACAUAGGACCAAUCAUUGAACCCUGUAUUUUAUAUCAAUGCAUUUACAAUCAAACCAAAACAAAACAAAAAAGGCCAAGAGGUAUUUUUGAAAACUUGAUUAUACACUUCCAAAGUCUGAUGAUCCAAUGGAGAAAACUAUUUUAUAUUGUAAAUUUAUUUUGUAAUGAAAAAGUGGCUUGAGAUGCGAUUUCUACCUUAUAGCAUUAUCUUAUUCUAAAAUUGCUGGUACAGACUGGUGCAAGAAAAAAGAGAACCCCAUAAAUGUCGCCAUAUUUCUUUCUUAGUCCGAUCGAACCUUUCUGGGAUCGACUGCUUUAGAGUUUUUUACCGCUCGCCCGACUAUUCACCGAACUGCUGCACUCUUGCUUUGAGGGGAGUGCGAUCAUGUAUCAUCAUCCGAAGCAUGCACGGUGUUCGACUUUAAUGAAAUUCAGGAAACGACCAACUCAGCACGAUGGCAUGGUUCUGUGAUAUGGCUAGAACGACAUCACUGAGAGCGCGCGAAACUACACUUUGUAUCAUAGGAACGUUUUAGUGAAGCUCCGAAGCUUGAAAAAUUAAGCUAUCCUCAUUUUCACCUCAAGAAAAAAGGAAGUUUUGCGCAAAGUUCAUACGCUGCGCGAAGUAUAGUUCUUACAAAAAUGGGUUGUCGGGGGAAGAAGCGGUGCUUUUGGCAUUUGAAACUUGUACGUCUUGAUAAGAUAACACCAACUUAAUCUAAAAUGCAACUACAUAUAUCUUAAUUCUCCGCGAGGAGCCUGACUUUUUUUUACUACAGUUCAUCAGGUGAAAAUGAUUAUAGUAAUACUCAACUAUGGAGUACUCCUGGCAUUUUAUUUUCGUGCUAGCUUUUGUUUCCGCGGGGAAAAGGGCCCCGAACGAAUUGUCACUGUUUCAAAGAACUUUGAAGUGAAAGCCAGAAAUGAUUGAGCUCGUAAGUUCAUGUUUAUUGUAUAUACUGUGUGUAUAUUUUGUAUUUGGCGGUGUCACAUGAUUUGCUAUCAAGCUACGACCCAAGCUUGCUUGACUGAUGUUACUACGUAGAUGCCUUAAAACGAGAAAAAUCUUUAAUGUCGUUCUGGGGGAGGCUCGUGGGAAAUUUUGUAUGUAUUGUUGUUUUUGUUUUGUUUUGUUUGAUGAUUUGUUGUUCUGAGUUCUUUUUUGUUGCAACGGCUAUCAAAGGUGCCGUCGCUUAUAAACAGCCAGAUUUGUAUGCACACCCCCGGAGAUUAUGAGCCGGAGCACCUGAUCUGGACGACUGCUGCGCUGACCGUCGCGACAAGCUCCAUUCUCUCUCUUAUUGUCAAAGAGUUCAAAGAUUGAGAACUUAGCUUCGCGUUCCAAGUCACGUUUGAAACAAACCUCCUUUAAAAAUUGACAGGAAAGUAAAGAAGCAUGGAGGGCUGUCGCAGCUCGUAUUGCCGGCGGUAGUACACUGAGAUUAACUUCUGAUUGAAAAAGAUAUAGCCUUAUUUUAAAUUCGCCUGAUGGCAUAGCAACCUUGAACAGCACCUAGUCGCGGAAAUUACCCUUUUUUUAUAUAUUUUUUAAAGUUUGAGUCCAGGAGUAAAUUAUUAUUAUUAUUACUAUUAUUUCAUGCUGGCCGAGCUGAGAUAGGAGAAAAAAUUCUUGUAUAAACUUCGGGGUGAAAGAAAAUUCACAUUGUGAACAGAAGCUUUUCGAGGGAGGGCAAUUUUGAGGUCACAACUACUGAAUGAGUUCAUCCUGACCUGACAGUGGCACUUUCAAAAGAUUUUUCUAGUCUUUGUUUAAAGAAAAAAAAACGGUCACAAACCGCUGGGUGAAAGUAUACACGUCAUAGAGUUAGCGAACGAAUACUGUAAACCUUUAAUGAGCAAUUUCUGCCAGGCUCUAGUCAUGACGCUCUGCGGUGAAUCGCACGACAGCUUCGAAGCAUCUGCCUACCGAGACUCUUCAUCGUGAAGGACUGCAGCAGCUGGCACAAGUGCGGGUUCAGUGUGUUGCGCGGAGUACCAGGGGUGAACUUUUAGUUCCAGAAACUCCGGAGGAAUUUUGUUACAACAUGGAAAAAUAAAGACUUCUAUGGAAGAUCUGCAACGCUAGAAA